AGUGUUCGCGCAUCCUGGCAGCACUUUAGUUAUUGAAAAACGAUCGUAGCCCGAGUUGUGUUCAAAAUUCAAAAGCCAAGAUAAUUCCAAUUAUCAGGAAAAGUUUUUUCUUCUGUCUCUGGAAUCUGUGUUCAAAUUUUUGAGGAGAGAUAUCAGGGGAGAAAAUAAAUAUUGAAGAAUACGAUUUAUAUAAAAAAAAAUGUCGAACAUUGUGACAACUUCUCGUGACCGGUGGGAUAUUCGUGCCUCAGAUAUCGCCAGAAGGACCCACAAUCCCAUUAGAUCCAUCGUCGAGAACAUCGUGGUCGAGCCGAAUCCUAAUAAGGAGCUCAUAGCACUAUCCAUCGGUGAUCCCACGAUAUUCGGCAACUUGAAACCCGCCAAGGAGAUUAUUGAAGCUGUGCAAGAGAGUGUUGCGUCACAGGCUUAUAAUGGAUAUGCACCCAGCACAGGGUAUAUGGAGGCACGGGAGGCAGUUGCGACAUAUAGUUCGAAUGAAUUCAUCAAUGUGGAUCCUCAGGACGUCAUAUUAUGUAGCGGAUGUUCCUGCGCCUUGGAUUUAUGCAUCACGGUUCUGGCGCGAGAGGGUCAGAACAUCCUGAUACCUAGACCGGGUUUUUCAAUAUACCGAACAUUGGCCGAGGGUUUGGGUGUAUCAGUGAGAUCCUACAACCUACUGCCGGAGCUCGCCUGGGAAAUUGAUCUUGAUGACAUGGCAUCGCAAAUUGAUGAAAAAACUGCUGCUAUUGUUAUAAAUAAUCCAUCGAAUCCUUGUGGCUCGGUUUUCAGUCGCAAUCAUUUGCUUGACAUACUCCAGGUCGCAGCUAGGUUUCAUGUUCCCAUCAUUGCUGAUGAAAUUUAUGAACACAUGGUAUUUCCAGGGAGAACUUACUACUCGUUAGCGUCACUAUCGAAUGAAGUUCCCAUUCUCUCCUGCAGUGGUUUAACAAAGAGGUUUCUCGUACCGGGGUGGAGAAUGGGCUGGAUAAUAAUUCAUGAUCGACAGAAUAUUCUCGAUAAAGAGAUUCGCCAGGGUCUUCAGCGUCUCAGUCAACGAAUCAUCGGAAGCAACACAAUUGUUCAAGGGGCAUUACCAAAAAUCCUUCAGAACACCCCUCAGAGAUUCUACGAUGAUACCAUCACCAUUUUGCAAAAUCAUUCGAAACUAAUAUACGAUCUGAUAGAAAAGGUCCCAGGACUCAAACCAAUUAUGCCCGAUGGCGCGAUGUACAUGAUGAGUGCUUCGAUUAUCCGUCCUACAUGAGACUUGUGAUAACAGUCCCUAUUGACAUGUUGGAAGAGGCCGGAAGUAGAAUCUACGAGUUUUGCUUGCGGCAUCACGCAAAGAAUACAGAGAAGCUGAUGAAGCACAGCAUAUCAGACCUAUUAAAAUGACCUAAAGGGAUAAAAAUUCGGUAUUGUCUGUGAACUCGUCACAAAUUUAGCCAUACCAUACGAAUAAGUAUAAAUAUCCGUUACUUCACCUGUCGUUCAUGUGCAAACUUCGCUAGUGUGCAAACCCAUGGAAGAACAGUGAAUGAGUGUGCGAAAAUCCAGAAGAUUUGUGCUGAAAAAAAAAAUGGAGAAACAAAACUGCAGAGUCCCUUAUUGAUGGUGAAUACCGAUGUCUCCAUACGUGAUGGAAACCGUGAAAUAGUAGAGAAUAAUAUUCGAACGUGUGCGUGACUUGUGCGUGAAUGGUGUGAACGAAGCAUUGUGUUAGCUGUCCACGGGAAUACGUGGCUUUACAAUCAUUCCUCUAUUUUUUAUUUUACCUCCUCAGUUUUUUAAUAAAGAAACAAUCGGAAACAGGAA
Messenger RNA from Fopius arisanus, 1815 nucleotides. It is a transcript of the gene Tat, whose product is annotated as Tyrosine aminotransferase. The record is from RefSeq and is a predicted model, not a curated record. NCBI's taxonomy places the organism in Eukaryota, Metazoa, Arthropoda, Insecta, Hymenoptera, Braconidae. Gene Ontology annotation, molecular function: pyridoxal phosphate binding; L-tyrosine:2-oxoglutarate transaminase activity. Gene Ontology annotation, biological process: L-tyrosine catabolic process; L-phenylalanine catabolic process; biosynthetic process.